AUGGUGAACCUCGCUGACGCGCAGAAGGUGUUCACGCUGGUGAUGUCGCUGAGCAAGCAGAAGCAGUUCGUAGAGUUCUUCCAAAAAGCAGGUCUGCUGGCAACCCUUCUCGAGGCGACAGUCAAGGCCGGCACCAGCGGCGCGACGUUCCUCGUGCCGUCCCCUGACGCGCUGCAGGCGAUGCCGCCCGCAUCGCCUUACAUCAAUAACCCGCUGCUCGCGCGCGCCACGCUCCGAUACCACAUGAUCCUCGGAAACAAAUUCGACUACACGAAGCUUGUCGAAUUUUCGCCCAAUAGAAAGUUCGCGACGCUCGCGAAGAGGCCCGUGUUCAAGUCGGACGAGAGCGCGUUUUUCACGGUCGUGUUUCGGUCGGGCAGCGGGCGGUCGAAAUCAACAAUGAUCGCGCCGAACCUCGCCAACACCACCUCCUUCCAACUGCACCUCGUCGACUCGCUCCUCAUUCCCGAUGACGUCUACCGCGCCCCGCCCGCGAAUGGCGGCGGCAACGACGGCGGUGACGACGGCGAUGACGGCGAUGCGUCCCCGCCCCCGCCUUCCCCCAAAUCCCCGCCCAAGUCCCCGCCUCCGACCCCUCCCGCUUCCCCCAGCCUUCCGCCUCCUGUGGUCAGCUCUCCGCCUCCGCCUACGCCGGUUACCACCUCCCCGCCGCCCCCCGUUGUUACCACCUCUCCCCCGCCCCUCGUUGUUACCACCUCUCCCCCGCCCCCCGCUGUUACCACCUCUCCCCCGCCCCCCGCUGCUUCCGCUUCCCCCCCGCCCCCCACGGGCGGGGUGGCGUCACCGCCUCCUCCCGUGUAA
This is a messenger RNA of Closterium sp. Naga37s-1, 822 nucleotides long. NCBI's taxonomy places the organism in Eukaryota, Viridiplantae, Streptophyta, Zygnematophyceae, Desmidiales, Closteriaceae. The record is from the annotation of a GenBank genome assembly.